Paramecium pentaurelia is the source of this 2458-nucleotide messenger RNA. Lineage: Eukaryota; Ciliophora; Oligohymenophorea; Peniculida; Parameciidae. The record is from the annotation of a GenBank genome assembly.
AUGAUAAAUCUUUUCAUUCUAAGUCUUAUUAAUGUGAUUAACUGUUAGAAUAGAUUUUAUUAUCAUGAUCCAAGUAAUGAUAUUACAAAGCCGAGAACUCAUGCAAAGAUAUCUGAUAGUGGUAAUUGAAUUAAUAAUCAAUUCUAGAUACUCAUUUUGAUUUUUACUUUGAGUUUACAUAAGAUAAAAAGGAAGUCAUAAUGUUUAUAGAAAUUGAUAAAAUUAGCUAUUUUUCUUUAGGACUUGGAAAAUCUAUGUCAGAUGCAGAUUUGUGGGUAUUUGAAAUUUACGAUAAUGUAAUUACUGUUAAUGAUUCUUAUUGUGUAAAACAUGGAAAACCUCCUACAGAUAUUUCAUCAGGUGGAACUGAUGAUUUAUAACUUAUUGGUUAUUAUUACAAUUAGAAUGGUAAAACAGGUGUGAAAUUUAAGAGAUUAGUAUCAACAGGUAUUAAUAUAUAUCUUACUUUAAUAGGUGAUAAAUAUGAUAAGGAUUUAGUGGAAGGAGAAGCAGUGGAAUUUAUAUGGGCUCAUGGUAAAACAGAGGCUAAUAUUACAGUAUCAAAUCAUGGGAAUGUAAAUAGAGGAUCAGUAUUAUUAAAUUUUACUGAUAAUGGAGGAAGUAAUGAUGUCAUUAUAGUCGAUGAAGACAAUACAUAUUAUAUACAUAAAUGGACAAAUUUUGUUUGUUGGGGUAUAGCAAGUGAUUUUGCUAUAAUAAUUGGAAGAUAUUACAAGACUUGGGGAUAUAGAACAUAUCUACAUGGAUUCUUGUUUAUAUUAAUAGUAACAAGUUCAAUCACAACAGCUAUGAUGAUGUUAAGUACAGAUUGGAGUGUUUUAGAAUGGAGUAAUUUUAAAGAACAAUCAAUUAAAAAUUUAUUCCAUAUAAUCAUUUUUAUGAUAGUAACCAUCUUUAUGAUUGCAUAAAGUAUAGGUGGAAUUCUCUAUAAUUAUAUGUUAACUACAUUAAAGAUUAAUCAAAAGGUAUCAUUAAAACCUUCAAUUCAUGCUAUUCUAGGCAGUGUUGUAUAUACAUUAGGCAAAUUAUAAAUCAUAGCAGGACUCUUUAUGGAUAAUGAUAUUAGACUAAUGUUAAUCUUAGGUGCUGUAUUCACUACUCGUCUUAUAUUAGAAAUUCUAUAUCGUAAAGGUAGUUUAGUUAAUUUAGUUAUGACUGGAAGAAGAGAGUAACAUUUUAACAAAGUAUAUGAAGAUGGUUAAAAUCCUUUAUUGGAUAUUAAUAAUAGUGAAAAAGAUGAUAGUUUUGUAAAGAAAUCAUCAAAAUUAUGGUGUAUAUAUAAAAAUUAAGUUGUUGAUUUAUCAUAAAUGAUUCAUCCAGGUGGUAAUUACAUUUGGAAACUCAUUUAAGGUCAAGAUGUUACUCGAUAUAUUUUAGGAGCUUACACUCUAGAUUCACUCAAUAUUUAACCUUAUAAACAUAGUAUAUAUACACUUAAAAUAUUGGAAUAAUAUAUUACUGGAAUAUAAAUUAAUUAAAAUUUAGAAUUCUUUAUUAAUAAAGAUAAUCGUAGAGUAAUUAAAUAAUUAAAUGAAACAUGGAAAUUAAAUACAAUUAGUCCAUAUACUGAUUAAAUUGCUUACUUUGGAUUUGUAAAUGAAAAAUAUCAAUUCAAAAAUACUCUUUCUGGUCUAUAAACAUUUGGAUUAUACUUUCUUAUAAAAUCUAUUGAAAAUACUUCUAUUUCUACUAGAUAAUAUACUAUGGUUUUAAGUAUGACUUAACAAAGGAUUAAAUAUAGAAAAGAUUUAUCUGAAAUCUUUAAAAAAAUACUCUCUUUGUAAACAUUACAAAAGGAAAUUCCAAAAGAAGAAGAAUACUUAUUUGAAUUACCUUUAAUAAUUAAGAGAUAUCAAUCUAAAAAUGGAUUCUCAUCUUUUAUUCAUAAUGACAAUCGUAAUGGAUCAUAUUCAAUUGAAGGUCCUUAUGGUAAUAAUAUUUUUAUUGAAAAUGGAAAUCAUAUAGUGUGUAUUGCAGGUGGUACUGGAUUAUUCCCUUUCUUAGAUAUUCUUGAAUAUCAACUCAAAUUGACCUAUCAUAAUAUAUUAAUAAAAUAAUUUGGUUAAGAUGCUGUCUAAAUAAUAAAUCCAAGAUUAAUUAAGAAUUUCAAGAUUACUUUAUUUUUAGCUAUUAAUUCAGCAGAUGAUUUGGUAUUUAUUAUAUAUAUUAUUAUUAGAUUGGUAAAGAUAUAUAUUUUACAUUAUUAUCAUUAUAAUCUUAAUUGGAUACACCAAAUUUCAAAAUGAUUGUGAAAGGAAAUUUUAAAUUAAAAGAAUGUGAAAUUAUCACUUAAAGAUUCAAUACGUAAGUUUUUAAAACAUUCAUUAAUGAUUUGAAUGCUGUUUCCAAUUUCUUUAUUUGUGGACCACCUAUUAUGAAUUUCACAACAGAAAAAAUAUUAAGAGAUGAAGGAAUUAAUAAUAUAAUUGUUCUUUGA